Molecule: messenger RNA, 1338 nt
Organism: Bufo bufo (common toad)
Lineage: Eukaryota; Metazoa; Chordata; Amphibia; Anura; Bufonidae
Gene: CD80
Product: CD80 molecule
Exons: 5
Coding region: 121-951 (276 amino acids)
Biological process (GO): positive regulation of T cell proliferation; immune response; negative regulation of T cell proliferation
Cellular component (GO): external side of plasma membrane
Source: RefSeq, a predicted model, not a curated record
GGGCAGGGUUUGUGUUAGUAAAGACUUGAAAGGUUGUGGCUGGUGAGAAGCCGUGUGCCGGGACUGAGCGCGCCGGGCAGGCCACCACCCUGGUCAUGCCGUAGACCGCGGCCAGCAGAGAUGUGGGGAGCCGUGGUGUUUCUGGACACGUGUGUGAUCCUCUGCACAGUCUUCAGUACAGCAGGUGCCACUCAGCAGCGCCAGGUCCAGGCCCAGGUGGGACACAGUGUGAAGAUGCAAUGUGUGGUGCCUGUACCCAAUAUCACCCAGUGGGGGACGUUCCGACUCUUCCUGCAGAAACGGCUGCCCUUUUCCAACCCAAAAGUGGUGUUUUCUUUCGCAAAUGGUCAAGAACAGCCAGAUCAUCAGGACUGGGCCUACAAGAACCGCUGCCGCCUUUCUAAAGGGAACCUCAGCCUGACCUUGUCACACAUCAGUCCCAGUGACGAGGGCGAGUACGACUGCACAGUCUUCCUACCAAAACGCUGGGGCUACCAGCUGGAGUACACGGGCCAGCUGCGCCUGUCCACCUGGGCUGACUACUCAAGGCCGCAGAUCUCCUUGUUCGAGGGCAGGGAUGGCGCACUUCACACAGCCGUUUGCUCCUCUAAUGGCGGCUACCCCAGGGGAGAUGUCGAGUGGUUUGUAAACCCUGGUAACCAGGAUCUCAGGAACAAGACGGAGACCUGGGCGGACAGCGACCCGCGGACCCUGCUGUACAACGUAUCGGGGCGUCUCACCCUCCCGAAAUCAGCCACCGGCUCCAUACACUGCUGUGUGGUAGGAGGGCACAAAACAGUGUGUGGUGACAAAAGGGGACUGUCAUCAGAAUUAUCCGGAGCUGGGAGAGGAGAGCCCAGGCGAAGCACAGCCCUCAUCUGCCUCGCUCUGAUGAUGUCACUGACCCUACACACACUGCAACAAGUGGGCGCCCAGGUGCAUGCUGGGUAAUCCCCUCCUGCAGGACGGAGAGGCUUCUCUGACCUCUAAGAGGUCGUGAAUUAUUUUUACUGUGAAUCAUAAUGAUUCCUCAUUAAACCACAUACGAUCUCCAUUUACUGUCCAUAUGGAGGGCAAAAGAGUGAGGAUGAAGAGGGCCCAACAGGAAUGAAAUACACUGGCCAAUCAGAACAUGGGGACCAGUGGGGACACUGACCAAUCACAAUGUAGAGAGUCCAGCGGAGAUGAAGGACAUUGACCAAUCACAAUGUAGAGAGUCUAGCGGAGAUGAAGGACACUGACCAAUCACAAUGUAGAGGGCCCAGCGGAGAUGAAGGACACUGACCAAUCACAAUGUAGAGGGCCCAGCGGAGAUGAAGGACACUGACCAAUCACAAU